AUGAACAAAAACGGAACAGCUAAAAUGAAUGAUAAUCAAAUAAGAGCCGAAGGUAGAAGGUUAUUUAAACGCUUCUAUAACAUUCCUGAUGGUGUUAAUCCUAAAACUCGUAGAAGUUAUUUAAAUGAAGCCAUAGAUGCAUAUGAAGGAUUUGACAUUUCAUCAGAAAGUGAGAGGUUAGCAAGAAUGUUAAACGUUAAUAUUGAUUUUUAUUAUUGUGACCCUCAACCAGAAGACGUAGACAUAAAUAAGGUAGACUUUCCAUUAGUGGAAUCAAUAAUGAUAGAUCCAGAAUUUGAAACAGUAAAUAUUUUAUUAACACAGAGUCCAUGUGGAAAACUUCACGCUGACAGAAUUACAGACGUUGAAGCACUCACAGGAUAUAAAGUUUGCCCCUUUUGCAAAGAAGAAGUAUAUUCUAUCCGUGAUGACCCAGAAAGGAAAAACCAAAGAAGAUUUUUAAAACAUUGUGAGAAAUGUAAAGAAAAUAAUGGAAGAUUAAUUCAAGACGUUCAAUUGCAAAACACACAACAACCAUAUGCACCACAUAUCACGAAACAGAAGAUAUAUCAAUGGCUAUUAGCUCACAAUUUGCAGGAAUAUUAUAAACCAACAAGAUAUUAUAUUACUUUUGACUUCGAAACAUUAGAGACUAAAGAAGAACUUCAACUUUCUGAAUGUGCAACUUUGAACGCUUACUUAAAACCAUUUAUGGUAUCAUCAACUGUCAAAAUAAAGCCGCAAACGGACUCUUUGAGUCCUGAAGGUCUUUCAGACCGAAGCGGCGAGGUCGUAGACCGUGAUAAAACAUUUACGAGGAAUUUUUGCUUAACAUCAAGUGAUUCGUUCAUCUCUGAUUGGAUUGAAUUUUUAUUUUCAACCUGUUCAUUAGUUGCUAAAUCAAAUAUUGAACAAUAUGAAGAAUUAAUGAAGCCGCAAACGGACCAAACGGCGGGGACUUUGUCCCAUACAUUAAAUGAAAAACAGAAGGAAGCAUUUAAAGAACUUCUAGAUGAGGAAUUCAAUAAAGUGAAUAUCAUAGGUUUUAAUUCGGGAAAGUUUGAUUUAAAUUUAAUUCUUCGUGAUUUAAACACUGCAAAAUGGAAAAUAAAAUCAAUGCUGGGUUCUUCUUCUCAAUUUAAGCAAAUCAUUGUAAAGAAAACAAACUGUCCAUAUGAAUUAAGAUUUAUUGACAUCAGAAAUUAUAUAGCGGGUGGAACAUUAGACCAAUUCACUCAAGAUUUCGGAAACAAUAAAUCACGUGUUAAAUCCUUUUUCCCUUAUCAAUUCAUCACAUGGGAGAAUUACGAAGAUGAAUUAUAUAAAGUGGAACCAUUCACUCAAGAUUCAUUUUAUUCAGCAUUAACUCAAGAAACAAUAUCCGAUUCAGAUUAUCAAAUAUAUCUCAAUGAUGCUAAAAAUUUUGAGAAUAGAUUAGAAUAUUUUAUUCAUUAUUGCAAUAAAGACGUUGAAAUUAUGAUUGACCCAAUUGAUAAAAUUAUUGAAGAAACAUUU
Trichomonas vaginalis G3 is the source of this 1515-nucleotide messenger RNA. Its product is annotated as DNA/RNA polymerase superfamily. The annotation marks the transcript as partial. NCBI's taxonomy places the organism in Eukaryota, Parabasalia, Trichomonadida, Trichomonadidae. The transcript has a single exon. The record is from RefSeq and is a predicted model, not a curated record. Gene Ontology annotation, molecular function: nucleic acid binding.